GAUAAAUCAAUCAACUUAACUUCCAGCAAUUCUUACGAUGUCUACCAAAAUUGGCAAGACAUUCACAUCCUUUCGAAAACUCCCACUAGAGCUCCGCCUUAUGAUCUGGGAGUUGGCAAAGCCAGCUGGUCGAAUCAUCAAACUCGAUUUAGUUGAAAGAUCUGCUAUCAAAGAAGAAUGGAAUUUGAAUCGAUUUCCCCCAUAUUCUGAUCAAUAUGGCCACGCAGAGAACUCUGACGAAAACCCGUUCAAAUACAACAAACUAUGGGGUUUUAAAUCAAAGACUACGAUCCCAGCACUCCUACUCGCGUGCCAUGAGUCUCAUGCAGUCGCAUCAAAGUGGUAUCCACGAGUAUUCCAAUGCUUUUCUGACAACCCGCAAGUACUUAAAUUCCCACCCCCUCUCCCAGGGCCAGGUUCAGUCUCACUACCACAGACGUACUUUAAUUUUAAGGAAGAUACACUCUUUAUCACGCCCAAGACUUUUCAAUCCAGAUAUAAAUCUGAAAAUAGCGAAGUAUCUGUACGCUUCGAUAAUCAAUGGCGAAUUCCGGAAGCAAUUAUAUCAGGGGUUUCCCGGCUGGCAUAUGAUCCAGAUUUCUCCAGAAUUGAGAACCUUGCGAUUCAGAUAAAUUCAGAUGAAUUAAAUCUGUCCUGGGAUAGUCAUGCGGAGUGGCUGGCCAGAUUUCUGGAGCGUGGAUUCCGCGACCUUAAGACACUUACCGUUGUAAUCGAUUAUCAUGUUCCAUCCCCUCGUUGGAGAAAAACACAGGGCGUGAAGAUUUCCAAAAAAGAUAGAGCAGAUCUUGUCUAUAUGGAUGAAUUGAUCGACGUCCAGGAUGCUUGUUGUUUCUACCACCCCGAUCGCCCUAUUCUUGAGCAUGAGAAGACAAAGUGGGUAGGACCAAAAGCCAAUGCCUCUUAUUUCACAGAGAGCCAUAUCAGAAAGGUGACCCAACACAUGAUGGGAGUUCUCAAAGAAGAGCAUCAUAAAGCUGGUAAAUUGAUGUGGAAUCUGCCAGAGAUACAAUUCAAGAUUGUCCUUCCCGCGAAAAUCAAAGCAAAUUUACACCGGAACGUGCAGCGAUACAAAAAGAAGUUUGAUGGUUGGCAAAGAGAAGCUGCUUCGAAGUCGAGAAAACAGGAAGAUAUCUCUUAAAUUAAAAAUACUCGCCAAUGAUUACCACAAGUCAGGAUGACGCUAGAUAUGCGGUGCUUUAUGCGGAUAGAUUAGUGUGUUUUUCAAGUGGGCAGAUCGUCACAGGGUUUUAUAUGGUAGAUGGGUUCAUGAGUGUUCGGCCUUGAGAUAGUGACCUUUAAACUAUCAGAAUUUCAAUAAUAUGCAUAAUAUUCUCA
This is a messenger RNA of Botrytis cinerea B05.10, 1356 nucleotides long. RefSeq lists its product as hypothetical. The transcript has a single exon. Bases 38 to 1159 code for a protein of 373 amino acids. NCBI's taxonomy places the organism in Eukaryota, Fungi, Ascomycota, Leotiomycetes, Helotiales, Sclerotiniaceae. The record is from RefSeq and is a predicted model, not a curated record.